AUGGGCCCCUUCAACACCGUCUUCAACGGCUACCGAGAUCUGAUUUUGCCCCUGUCGGAGCAAGACGAUACCGUCAAAGGCGCGGUAUUAGCCGCCGCCGCUUCCCAUAUCUCGUUAAAAUAUUGUGAAUGGAAGUCGCCAGCUUCCAGGUAUCGGAUGGCUGCCAUCCGAGGAUUAAAUCAGCGGAGCACCGCCGAAGACCUGAACAAGUCGAUCGAUUACUCGAGUCUGUCAACUAUGGUCCUUCUUCUUGUAGAGCAGAUGAUCAUAGUGGGAACAGACUUCCAUAUCCUCCUUCGGAUGAUGAAGAGCUUCAUAGAAUCCCAGCAGUGCUUAGAGAUAGUGGAUACGGAACCUCUAGGGACAUUCCUGAUGCAGCAGAUAAGAAAGAUGUCUCUGUACGCAGGACCAUUAGUAAUGGGUCUCUCCGCGGCCAAAAGUCUUGAAAACAUGUCUAACAAAGACCUGGACUUCUUGUUCAGCUGCCUGAAGAUCCAUCCGGAGUAUUCUUCCGUUAUUUUCAAACUAGCCAAUCUCAUCCGUACGGCAGCUCAAAUAUACUUGAGUCGGGCGACCAACACGCCCAACCAGGUGAUCACGGAGCUGGUCCAGCAGUUCCUCGCAGACACCGCUGCUUACAACGCAACUUCACCGGGAGGCCAUAUUUUGAUUUGGCCAUUUUUUAUAGUCGGAGCUGAGUGCUCAUCCGAGCAAGAUCGGGAGUUUGUCACCAUGCAGUUACAGAGUCUCUGGGAUUGCACGGGCUUUGGAAGUCCGCUCUAUGCCAUUAAACUGCUGAAAGAUAUAUGGCAGGACGCCCCAGGAACGAAUUGGACGCAGACCUUAGUGGAUAAGGUAGAAGGGUUCAUUAUGUGA
This is a messenger RNA of Aspergillus bombycis, 876 nucleotides long. RefSeq lists its product as uncharacterized. Gene Ontology annotation, cellular component: nucleus. Gene Ontology annotation, biological process: positive regulation of transcription by RNA polymerase II. Gene Ontology annotation, molecular function: DNA-binding transcription factor activity; transcription cis-regulatory region binding. The coding region runs from base 1 to 876 and encodes 291 amino acids. The transcript is spliced from 2 exons. NCBI's taxonomy places the organism in Eukaryota, Fungi, Ascomycota, Eurotiomycetes, Eurotiales, Aspergillaceae. The record is from RefSeq and is a predicted model, not a curated record.